This is a messenger RNA of Penicillium psychrosexuale, 504 nucleotides long. Its product is annotated as TRAPP subunit TRS20. Gene Ontology annotation, biological process: endoplasmic reticulum to Golgi vesicle-mediated transport. Gene Ontology annotation, cellular component: nucleus; cytoplasm; TRAPP complex. Lineage: Eukaryota; Fungi; Ascomycota; Eurotiomycetes; Eurotiales; Aspergillaceae. The coding region runs from base 1 to 504 and encodes 167 amino acids. The record is from RefSeq and is a predicted model, not a curated record. The transcript has 3 exons.
AUGUCCUACUACUUCACCAUUCUAUCACCCACUGACACACCUUUGUUCAACAUCGCCUUUGGCACAUCGAAGGGGGUGUUCAUCAUCCACUCAAGUCUGGACAUAUUGGAAGAAGCGCAGUGGACCAAUGGUGGAAUGUACCUGAAGCAUAUCGACACCUACCCGCCGGCAGCAGCCUACAUCACGGCUUUCCUCACUCCAAGUGGCGCGCGCUUCCUCCUCCUCCACCAACCCCCGCAUCUCCCCUCUUCAACCAGCACAAGCGGCAGCAUUGGCUCCUCCUCACUGCUAGGCACAGCUGGAUCUACCACACGCGCCUCCUCCAGCUCUAUCGCCGCAAACCCGACCUCCCCACAGACCGAAGAGGCUGUGCGCCAGUUCAUGAACGAGGUAUACGAGAGCUAUGUCAAGACGGCGAUGAGCCCAUUCUAUAAGCAGGGAAUGGAGAUCAAGAGUCCUGUUUUCAGAUCGCGGGUUACUGCUGCAGGGAAAAAAUGGCUGUAG